Molecule: messenger RNA, 1040 nt
Organism: Limulus polyphemus (Atlantic horseshoe crab)
Lineage: Eukaryota; Metazoa; Arthropoda; Merostomata; Xiphosura; Limulidae
Product: netrin-1-like
Exons: 1
Coding region: 75-1040 (321 amino acids)
Source: RefSeq, a predicted model, not a curated record
ACGAGCUCUAAAACCGAGAGCAGCACGUGAACUCGAGCUUUCAUAGUGUUCGCUGGUGUAGUGCGGUCGACGUCAUGGCUCCGCGCUUCCUAAUCGGCUCGUUAUGGCUCUUGCUGGCUAACGUGCCAACGAGAGCACCGGGCAAGUUUCUCAAUAUGUUUGCGGCCCAACAGACCCCUGUUGAUCCCUGCUAUGAUGAACUGGGCCAACCCCGUCGUUGUAUCCCUAACUUUGUAAAUGCUGCUUUUGGCAAACUGAUGGACGUGUCCAGCGAGUGCGGGAAGCGGCCCAGCCACCUCUGCCAGACUUUCAUAGACCAGAGGAGAAAAAUGGGGCGGACCUGUGACACCUGUGAGGCCGACAGUCACCCCGCAACGUACCUGACUGACCUGAACAACCCAAGUAAUAUGACCUGCUGGGUGUCCGAGCCAUUUACCAGCCGAGUUCACAAUGUUACGUUAACGCUCAAUUUGGGAAAGAAGUAUGAGAUUACCUACAUAAGUCUCCAGUUCUGCUCAGACAAGCCGGAUUCGCUGGUCAUCUAUAAAUCCGCCAACUUUGGGAAGACCUGGCAGCCGUUCCAGUUCUACUCGAGCCAGUGCAGUGUGGUGUACAAGAAGCCAUCCAGAGGCUUCAUCAGUCGAGCCAAUGAGCAAGAAGCUCUGUGUAUGGACACUUCAUUAGGGAGCAGGGUCGCGUUCAGCACACUAGAAGGUAGACCGUCGGCUAACGACUUUGAUAACAGUCCCGUGCUUCAAGACUGGGUAACGGCUACCAAUCUUAGGGUCGAAUUUAACAGGAUAGCCAGAAGAACCGGUGCCGAGAGUUUCCACUACGCUGUAUCUGACUUCGCAGUAGGGGGACGUUGCAAGUGUAACGGUCACGCUUCAAGAUGCGUCCUUAACAAAUCCAAACAGUUGGAAUGUGAUUGUAAACAUAACACAGACGGCAGAGACUGCGAAAAAUGUAAUAGUUUUCAUUUUGACAGACCUUGGGGCAGAGCAACCGCCCACAAUGCCAACGAAUGUGUCGGUAAGUGA